Oncorhynchus mykiss (rainbow trout) is the source of this 2205-nucleotide messenger RNA. The record is from RefSeq and is a predicted model, not a curated record. Lineage: Eukaryota; Metazoa; Chordata; Actinopteri; Salmoniformes; Salmonidae.
AAGUUCUUAUAAGUAGAGAGAGAACAGAGAGAGUUGCAGACUUGAACACGCAACAUUAUAUCAGGACCUAUAGACACCUGGACCAACCUGGAGAGAACACAACAUUAUAUCAGGACCUAUAGACACCUGGACCAACCUGGAGAGAACACAACAUUAUAUCAGGACCUAUAGACACCUGGACCAACCUGGAGAGAACACAACAAGAUGAGGAUCCUGCUGAUAGUCAUCCUCCUCUCCUUCAUGACAGGUUGUUUGAGCUCCUUCAAAGUGACAGGAUACUCUGGAGGAACUGUCAUCAUCUCCUGUCAAUAUUCCACAGAAGAAAGAAGUAAUGAGAAAUAUUUCUGCCUGAGGCAGUAUAUAUUGAGUUGUAAGGAUCAAAUCAGAACUGUAUUGAAUAACACCUGGAAGCACAGUGGUAGAUUCUCUCUGUAUGACAACACUAGAGGAAACUACUUCAAGGUGAUCAUCAGACAACUGACCAGACAAGAUGAAGGGACCUACUGGUGUGGAGUGGACCAACCUACUGCACCUGACAGUUAUACCAAGGUAGAGCUGGAGGUGAAGAAGGAUGACUGCUGUGAGAAGUCAGUCACAGAGACGGCCUUUCUGGGAGGAGAAGCUACCAUCAGAUGUAACUAUCCAGAGGACCAUGAGGACAACAUCAAGUAUUUCUGCAAGGAAAGCAAUGACUUCAAGACUUGUGUUUAUAUGAUCGCUGCUCACCAGACAACUGCAGAAGCUGGUCGUUUCUCUGUUUCUGAUAACAGAACAGAGAGAUUCUCCACAGUGACCAUCAGUGACCUGACUGAAGAUGAUACUGGGACCUACUGGUGUGGAGUAGAAACCAGCAGGACAGAACAACGUUACAUUACACUGAUCACACAGGUGAAGCUGCUUGUUAUAAUGAAACCAACCAACACCACAACAACAACAACAGCACCACCAGACCCACCCACAACCACCUUCCUCUCACCAUCAUCAUCAUCAUCAUCAUCAUCAUCAUCAUCAUCAUCAUCAUCAUCACCACCAUCAUCACUCAACGGAUCUGGUACCUCAGUGGUCAUCAUGGGGUCUGUUAGUCUGGUAGUGUUACUGCUAGUGAUCAGCCUGAUCAUAGUCUACAGAGGGAAAUACAACAAGGUCACAGGAUCUGUCUCUUCAACACACAGAGUGAGUCCAGACACAGUAAACAAUGACGGGGGUUGUCAUGGUGACGGUGACUAUGAGGAGAUAAUGGAGCGCCCCCUACAGUCAGACUCAGAUGCUGUGACCUCCACCAUCUACGCCACCGCCAACUUACCCACAAGCCGCUCUGAGUCUCCCCACUACGCCAGCGUCAACUUCCACAAGAUCCCCAGUGGCCCCAAUGAAGCAACUGCCACCAUCACUAAAGAGGGCAGCUGCCCCAAUGAGGACAUCACUGCCAUUACUAAAGAGGGCACUUCAUCAUGUGACUAUGCUACUGUGAACUGUCAAAGCCCCACCUACUCUACUGUCAAUCAUCCACACCGUUCCUCUGAGGCUCCUCCCAUCUCCUCCACGGGCAGCAUACCCAUAUACACUUGAGUCACUGGCAACCAAUCACAAGAUACAUACACUCACAGUCUACUUCCUGUUCUCUCAGUGACAGUGAGUUUGCAUGUCUUGCCCUGUUUAGCAGAUGUAUCACUUUAUGGAAAAUGUAUAACAUCUAUAUCCCUGCACAAAACUGACAGUGAUAUAGGGGUGGAGUCGAUAUAGGGGUGGAGUCGAUAUAGGGGUGGAGUCAACAAACUCCGCCUUCGCAGUUUAAACUGUUCAAUAUGAGCACAGCCACCCAGUAGAUUAUAAUGAUGAUGAUGAUGAUGAUGAGCAUUAUAAUAAUUAUAAUUAUAAUUUUAUUGUGAUGUUAUUUUGUCUUAAUUGUAUUUAUGAUUGUACAUUCUUAACUAAAUAAUAACAUCUGACUUCUCUAGACUGUUCCUCCUGACAACAAAGAUAAUCUAUUAUGGGAUGCAGGUAGCCCAGCAGUUAAGAGUGUUGGGCCAGUAACUGCAAGGUAGCUGGUUUGAAUCCCUGAGCCGACUAGGUGAAACAAGGCAUUAAUUGUGGCUGGACCAGGGAGAUGUGUUGUGUUAAGGGGAAUGUGUCUGGACCAGGGGAAUGUGUCUGGACCAGGGGGGUGUGUCUGGACCAGGGGGAUGUGUUGUGUUAAGGGGAAUG